CGCAUCUAUUGUGAGCUACUUGCCGGUCCACCAAACAGAAGGAGUCAGUCUUGGUUCUGCGUUUGAAGAUCGUUCGUCCGUGUGUUAUUUCUCCUCAGCACGAUGGCCACUAGCAGGUUUGCCGAUAUCCAGCAGGCGCCUCCUAUUGAGGUGUUCCAUGUGAUGAAGGCUUUUUCUGACAGCACUCACGAGAAGAAGGUUAACUUGAGUGUUGGAGCAUACAGGACAGAUGAGGCUAAGCCAUGGGUUCUGCCUGUGGUGAGGAAGGUAGAGGCAGAACUUGCUGCAGACAUGACUCUCAACCACGAGUACCUGCCGAUCCUUGGUCUGGAGUCCUUUAGCACCGCUGCUGCCAAGAUGCUUCUCGGAGCAACUCAUCCAGCUAUCGCAGAAGGCAGGAUGACCUCGGUGCAGGUGCUCUCAGGCACUGGAGGACUGCGUAUUGCUGCUGAGUUCCUCCACAGAAUACUCAAGUACAAUACCUUCUAUUUCUCAACACCAACCUGGGGCAACCACCGCUUGAUCUUUACCCAAGCUGGCUUUACUGAUGUCAAGCAGUACCGUUACUGGGAUGGAAAAACCAAGGGCCUUGACUUCGAUGGGAUGAUUGAGGACCUCCAAAAUGCCCCUGAGAACUCUGUAGUGAUCCUCCAUGCCUGUGCCCACAAUCCUACAGGAGUGGAUCCCACGCAGGACCAGUGGAAGAAGAUUGCUGAUGUCAUGGAGGAGAGGAAGCUGUUCCCCUUGUUUGACUCUGCUUACCAAGGAUUUGCUUCUGGAGACCUUGACAAAGAUGCAUGGGCUGUCCGUCUCUUUGCUGAACGUGGAUUCGAGAUGAUCGCUACUCAAUCCUUCUCUAAGAACUUUGGCCUGUACAAUGAACGUAUUGGCAACCUGAUGAUUAUCGUGAAGGAUCCCUCUGUGAUUAUCCCCAUGAGAUCCCAGAUCACACUGCUUGUCCGAGGCUCAUACUCUAAUCCUCCAAGCCACGGUGCAAGGAUUGUUUCCAGAGUUCUCAAUGACGAGGCCCUGUUUGGAGAAUGGAAAGAAUGUAUCAAGAUCAUGAGUGGCCGAAUUAUUGAAAUGCGAAAGGGGCUGCAGGAACGUUUGGAGAAAUUGGGAACACCUGGAACCUGGAACCACAUCACUGCUCAGAUUGGCAUGUUCUCAUUCACAGGCCUUUCAGCUGAGCAAUCUAAGUACCUAGCAGAGAAAUACCACAUUUAUUUAUUGUCCAGUGGCAGAAUUAACAUGUGUGGUUUGACAACAGGCAACAUUGAUUAUGUUGCAGAAGCAAUUAAUGAUGCAGUCUGCAAUGUUAAGGCUUAAGAACAAGAGAUAAGAGAAAUUGAAAACAGAUGCUUGCGUGAAAUCAGGGAAGACCUUCAUGCUUAACAAGUGCAGUAUUUGAUACAGGGAAGACUGAUCAUUGCAUACCAUUUUGCAGUGAAAAGUAGGAUUUCCUCAGUUGAUAGCUUUGUAAAGAAAUGAAAAGAAGCAAUAGCAAUACGUUUUGGCAAGGAGGGCUCAAAAGCUUGUAGCCUGUUUUCUAGGUAUACCAUGGACUGGAUUCUAAAAUAUCACCAAAGUAUUGAAAUUCAGACCUGAGAUUGGUAUGAAUAUCAAAUACUUCUUUGGAUCCAGCUGCUCAGAAAUUUAGACUUAACAUAGUCGGUAUUGAUAUUAUAUUGUAAUAAUUAAAUUUGUUAACUAAUUGUGUCUGUGAUAGUGGAAACUGUUAGAAUUGUUAAUGCUGAUUUUGUUAAGUUCAUAUGAUACAUACUUUACAGGUAUGACUUGAUAAGCAUUUGUUAAAACUCCUUACCAUGAGUUGUACAUUAGUUUUACUUGAGAUAGUGUGCAACCAGUAGUAGAUGCACUGUAUUUAUUUUCAUUUAGCAUAUUGAAGUGGCAUUAGAGAAUCCUCUCGCAGUAAAUCCUAGUAGAGUGUAAAAAUCUGUUAAUGAUAUUUUCUGAACAUGUAGGUUUGGAAACCACUUUCAAAAGAGCAAAUUAUGUAAUCAUUAAUACCAUCUGAGUUGAGUAGUUUCACCAACAAAUUUCUAGCAGCACUGUCACUUCCUCAAAUUGGUUAUUUGUGCUACACCAUAAUCCUUGCAGAAACACCGAUGUAGGGACCACCUUUUGCAUUAUUGACAAAAGUAUUUAUUAACUGUGAGUAAGCAUUUAUUUAUGGAUGAUGCAUCUAGGUUUUGAUAUGUUGUUAAAGUUUUUUAUACUACUUACCUCAUUCAAAGAGACUGCACACCAGCAAGUAUUUUUGCACUGCAGUUCUGAAAAGCCCAAUGCAUUUUUUAUUGAUAUUACUAUGCAGUAACCCAUUUUGUAUAAAAGACUGUUAGCAACUACAGCACAAGAGGGUGAUCCAGAUUUGUAUAUUGUUUACUCAGGCAUUAAUGUAAACAAACGCAUAAUUUUCUGUUUAAUUCCAUGAAAUGGAAUGGACACCCAUACAGUAUUUAAAUUUGACCAUACAGCCCCUCAGAAGGUUUGUUCAAAUACUCAUUUUUGGUCAAGUUUUAAAUUUGUUAAAUGAUAGUGUAAUCAAGAAUUCUUCAGAUUUUACAAUAUUCAAAAUGACUUUAUUUGAAGUUAACAUGUAAUUUGUCAUAAACAAGUACAUGAAAUGAUUGAUAUUGUACUAAAGAAUUCUCUUAAUUUUUUUAUAUAUAUUAAACAAGACCUAGCAUGAAUUUACUAUAUAACUUGUUUUAUAAACAAGUAGCUGAAAUGGACUUGAAAAAUAGGGACGUUAUUAUUUAUCGUCAUCUUUAUUGCAGGAAACCAUAUAUAUGGGAGGUAGAUAUGAUAUUAAAAAUGUUUUAUAAAACCCAGUGAGAAAAGGAUAGUCAUAUGAAGAAAUGUAAUGCAGUUAUGACUUUAAAGUGUAAUUCAGGAGGAUUUCUAAAAAUAGCGACUUUAACUUUUGUAAUAUUUUUGAUAUAUUUUGAUAUAUCAGUAUUUGUUUCCAGUUUUAUUUAUUUAAGUAUUUUUUUUUUUACAAAGCAAAAAGAAAGAGGAUGCACAGGCUUUUAUGUAUGUCAUCUACAGCUGGGUGGAUACAGAGGUGCUUUUUGCAAAUGUAGGGUUGAGCUUAAUGCAGAGUGUGCUAUCAGUUGCUUGAGCCUGACCUGAAAGAAUACCAAUGCACCAGCUUUUAAAGGGUUAGGGAUUAUGGCACAUCACCGGAAAGAGUUUUGUAGUAAUUGUACAUAAGACAGUAUACAAGUCUGUUACAUGAACUUUUUGUUAUUUGAUGACAAUGAGAAGAGAUAUGAAUAUAUAUAUAUAAAUAAAAUAUGUGAAUAAAGUU
Messenger RNA from Penaeus chinensis, 3334 nucleotides. It is a transcript of the gene Got1, whose product is annotated as aspartate aminotransferase, cytoplasmic-like. Gene Ontology annotation, cellular component: cytosol. Gene Ontology annotation, molecular function: L-aspartate:2-oxoglutarate transaminase activity; pyridoxal phosphate binding. The record is from RefSeq and is a predicted model, not a curated record. The transcript has 8 exons. Gene Ontology annotation, biological process: L-aspartate biosynthetic process. Lineage: Eukaryota; Metazoa; Arthropoda; Malacostraca; Decapoda; Penaeidae. Bases 103 to 1329 code for a protein of 408 amino acids.